Molecule: messenger RNA, 1077 nt
Organism: Ophidiomyces ophidiicola
Lineage: Eukaryota; Fungi; Ascomycota; Eurotiomycetes; Onygenales; Onygenaceae
Exons: 2
Coding region: 1-1077 (358 amino acids)
Biological process (GO): sterol biosynthetic process
Cellular component (GO): endoplasmic reticulum
Source: RefSeq, a predicted model, not a curated record
AUGGACUCCGAGUCACGGACCCUCCGCCCCCGUCCCCGAAAGACCUUUGACCUUCCCUCUGCCGAGUCCUCGCAACCCGGAACUCCAGCCGUCGAGGAAGCUUCUAGUAUCCUGAACGCCAAAAGCUUUAAAAAUGAAGAUAGUUUACUUCCUUCUCAAUCCAUGAUGAAUUUAACCUCGCCCACGCUAUUCGGCAUAUACUCGCCUACCGCAUUCGAUGGCGUGAGAGAUGAUCUGAACACGCCGUGGGGUACGGGUGCGCAAACGCCUGAUUUACGGAAUGCUUCAAGAGACGGUGGAGCGUAUCUUUCGUCAAGCGCACAGUUCGCAUCUGAAAUAGAUACCCAUCUCACACGCAAGCAUGGUUUCAAGGGAUUCCUACUUCCGUUUAUCCGAAGGAGCGUACUGUUGUUUUUGUUUGGGAUGGCUUACGGGGGCAUCAUUACGCAACUGCACGGCCACCCGACUGUGGCUGGACACGUACCAGUGAACGUACAGAGUAUUGAUAUUACUCGGUCCUCAUUAGGAUAUUUGGGGCUCUGGGGAGUAGCGGGCGUGCUCCUGGGGAGCCUGCAACCAUGGUUUGACCUUUUCUGGGGAGAGGGUUUAGUUGUGAGCCCGAAUCGCCACAAUCGAGCUAAAGAGAACGGCUUUCUGGAAUGGAGUCCAAUCUUCAGGAGUAUUGGUGCCUUUGUGGGGAUUGCCUUUGCUAUCAGGAAGUUGCCGUGGCAGUCUACACUUCAAGUUUCCCUUACGCUCGCUCUUGUUAACCCCGUUCUCUGGUAUCUCAUUGAUCGCUCAAAACCGGGGUUUAUUCUUUCCACUGUGAUUGGGAUCGCCGGAAUGUUCACGCUACUUGGGAUUAACCCGACGCUCGUUCCCUCGCCUGCGACUACGCAGCCAUCCUCAUCAGCCGCUGCUGUCUCCCCUGGCAGCUCAAUGAACGGGUCUACAAUAUCAAAUAAUGCGACGGUCAUGGGUAUGACGCAGGAGGGCAUAGCGGUGGGAACGUGGAUUGCCAGUGUGUUAUUUUGUAGCUGUGUAUGUUUUGGUAAUAUUGGUAGGAGGUUGGCUUAA